CCCCACUCCUGCCACACCAUGGUGGAGCCCGGAGAAAAACUGCCAGAGGAAGUGUUGGCGCUCAUCUUCCGCGAUCUGCCUCUCAGAGACCGGGCUGCAACCGCCAGAGUCUGCAAGGCCUGGGCUGCGGCCACCAGCAGCAGUGCUGUGUGGCGUGACACCAGCAUCAGUUGUGACAGUGAGCUGGAAGACUUGUUGCCACCAUAUUUGUACGCCUGCCUGGACCACAUUCACAACCUACGGCUGGAAUAUGAGCCAUCAAAGAAGCCCAGCCGCCGAGCAGCCACUGAGCUACUGAGGGCUCUUGCCGACCGAGCCCCAGGACUUCGAGGCCUACGAUUGGAAUGCUGCGGAGAGAAGCCGCUUUUCGACGCCGGCGGCGACGUCCUGAGUGCUGUGCACGCAGUCUGCGGAGCCGCUCACCAACUGCGCCACCUCGACCUGCGCUGCUUGCCCUACACACUAGACGACACGCUGGUGCUUCAGGCUGCACGUGACUGUCCCGAGCUCCGUAGCCUUUUCCUGGACAACCAUGCACUAGUGGACAACGUGCAGCCCAGCUCUGUGCUCAAGCUUUUGGAGGCUUGCCCGCACCUGCGAGCCCUUGGACUGCACCUGGCCAGUCUGUCGCCUGAGGCGCUGGAACUGCUGGCCGCGCCACAUCGCGCCCCUUUUGCACUCCUGGCAUUGAGGUGCGCGUGCCCCGAAGAUGCUCGUGCGCCCCUCCUGCCUGAUGAAGCCUGGGCGACACUGCGUUGCCGCCACCCUGGGCUGGAGGUGGAGCUGGAGCUGGAGCCUGCGCUUCCAGACGAGGCCGUAACGCGCGUCCUGCAACCAGCCGUACCAGUGGCUGUGCUGCGUCUCAACCUCUCGGGUGACACGGUAGGGCCCCUGCGCUUCGCAGCGUGCCACUACGCCGAAACUCUGCGCGCCCUCGAGGUGCGCGCGUCCGCUUCCACCGAGCUGCACACCGCUCUGGAGGAGGUGGCGGCGCGCUGCGCGGGCUUGAGGGAGAUACACUGCUUCUGCGUGGUGAGACCCUCGGUACUGGACGCCUUCCGCGCGCACUGCCCGCGCCUGCGCAGCUACACCCUCAAACUAAAGCGUGAGCCGCAUCCCUGGCGGCCCACGCUGGUGCGGUGA
Chionomys nivalis (European snow vole) is the source of this 1143-nucleotide messenger RNA. RefSeq names its product F-box and leucine rich repeat protein 8 (gene Fbxl8). Bases 19 to 1143 code for a protein of 374 amino acids. The record is from RefSeq and is a predicted model, not a curated record. Gene Ontology annotation, biological process: SCF-dependent proteasomal ubiquitin-dependent protein catabolic process. The transcript is spliced from 2 exons. Gene Ontology annotation, molecular function: protein binding. Gene Ontology annotation, cellular component: SCF ubiquitin ligase complex. NCBI's taxonomy places the organism in Eukaryota, Metazoa, Chordata, Mammalia, Rodentia, Cricetidae.